GUUAGAAUGUAUUGGACAGCUCAUCUGGAAGAUGGGCCUUUAGGGGAUCCCAAUCCUGCUGUAGCGGUUGGGUGUAGGAUAUAUUCUUUUGGAUGGCCAAGCUCCACCAAAAAACCAAGUGAACAAGUGCCCAUGCAUGUCCAUGCUUUGAACACCGAAAACCUGAGUUGGUCAAAGGUACUGCCAACCAGCAAAGACGAGCAGAGCAGCUCUUACCCAAGGCAUCGGUUUGGACAUUCUGCAGUAGUGUACGAAGAUAAAAUUUACAUUUGGGGUGGAAUGUUUAAUGAACAUUUUUUUGAUGAAUUAUUGUGUUUUGAUCCUGUAACUUCAUCAUGGAGUAUUCCAAAAGUAUCUGGAACUGUGCCGCAAACUCGCAAUUCUCAUUUUGCAUUUGUUAUAGAUUAUAGUAUGUAUUUAAUUGGAGGGUAUGACAGGCGCACCAAAAAGUACUCGCCAGAUGUAUUUGCUUUAGAUUUACGUACAAUGCAGUGGAAGUACAUUGCUGCUCACUCUGGCCCAUAUAUGUGGGAGGGAAUUUCAGCUUGUGCAGUCGGUCAUCGAAUCUAUAUAUUUGGGGGAGAGCUCUAUCGGUCUCACUGGAAUGGUGGGUCGUUCUUAGACACAGUGUCUGGGAGGUGGCAUAGAAUUGUCAUUUGCGAGAGCUGUCCUCUUACAUGGAAGAGCCCAACGUUUGUGCACGAGAACAGCAUCUAUGUGUUUGGGGGUACAUGCCCCAAGUCAAAUUGGGAUGGUAUCUACUUGUUGAAACUAGCAACUGAUACAAACCGAUGGGUGGAAGUACACAUGCCGGGAAUGUCUCCAAUCCCACACGUCUUCCUUGCGUGUGUUGUUGUGAGUUGCAGAGUUUUUGUUUUUGGUGCCAAGUGUCGAUUUGCUGGAAACAACGUUGACCUGCAUAUUGUUGAUUUCCGUCCCUCUUUGUACAUGCUUUGUCUGCGAGUGGUCCUUCAGCAUAGGUUGGACAUAAAAAACUUGCCCAAAGCUCUGAGAAUGGAGCUCUUGGGGAUCUGUGCACACAGUCGCCUUGAAGAACGUGUUUUGAAGUUACAACAUGUCUACAAACCAGAACUUGGAGACUGUGAACACACAUCUGGUUGCAGAUAGAAAAUGUUUAACUAAGGUUGUAUUUUAUUUCAUUCCAUUAUGCCAUUAGGUAUUAUUCACUAGUCACACUCACUUUUACUGAAACAGAAUUUUAGUAGUCAAAUUGGCUGUGUUUUUAGCUCUUGUAAAGGUAAGCAAUGUUCUUUUAAAGUGGAAUUGGAAUCAUACUGAUCCUGCAUUCCCAAAAUCUGAUAUCAGAUUUGCUACUUAACAGAAAUCAAAUUACCUAUUUUCAGGUAUAUGCCUUAUUAGCAAGCAUUUCUUGAAACUCAGGAUCAUCCUGUUAAUUGUAACAAUAUUAUGAUGUACCUAAUCCCUCCAAGUAACUGAAAGAAAUGAUCACCUGGUUACAUUUUAUCUUUCACCCUGGGGCUGCUGAUAAAAAUCAUUAAUGCUGUGAUAUAGGUAACAACGUUUGUUUGUAAGUGCUGAAGAAAUUUCCUUAUAAUCUAAAAUGAAAAUAAUAAGAUUGGGUAUUCAAAGAAAACAAUUUUAAUUUUACUGUCAUUACAUUGGAGGUGGGAGAUACACUUUUGCAAUUAGUACAUGGGGAACAAGUGUAAAUUAGAAGGAAAUAAUAGAAAAUAAACAUCAAGUUCAAAAAAACAGUGCUUAUUUCAUGAAAACAAAAAUCAUAUUUUGAAACAUGCUGUUUUCUUUCAAUCAAAUCAGUCUUAAAUCAUUUUUUAAAUAUAGUGAUGUAUCAUUUAUCUGAAGUAUUUUUUUUUUUUUUUAGAGUUCUACUUUUUUUUUAUCAGUAAAAUGUUUCUUAGUUAAUUUUGUUCUGGUUUUUCGAUCAAAUGUUUUUUUAUUUUUCAGUUUGCCUUCAGACUGGAAUUAAUGUUUUGUGAGUGCCAUUUGGAAGCAUUUGAUCUGCUUCAGUAGAGCAUCAUCAAUGAGAUUUUGUAGUUGUGUAAACUUGUGAUAGAUAGGAUUUAUUUGUUAAAGCUGAUUUCACCAUCUCUUUUUAACUAACAUGCCUUUUCUUGACUCUUAAUUCCAUUGUGGAAGAACAGAUUAAUGCUACAAAUGAAAAGAAUUCACCAUUUUAUAAUAAUAUUUUAUUGCUACUCUAGUGCUGCUUUAUCAGGUGAUUUAAAUAUUCAUUUAAUACUGUGUGAUAUUCUCAGUCAAUGAGAAACAUUGUUCUCUUAUUCACAGCUUUAGGUGCUAGCAGUGCUUGAAAUGCACUUUGGUGCAUGGACCAAUGCACCGAAGUUCUAUCCCCACAUUGAAUUGAAUUCUGCCCCCUUUAAUGAUAAGCAAUAUUGAACUUUCAAGCAUAACAGAACUGAUUUAUCAUUGCCCUGAAGUUUGUAAUGCUAUUUUUGAAUAGAGAAAUUCAUUACACAUCUCUUGGUGCAUUCACUAUUCGUUUUCAUUGGUGCUGGGGCAAUGUAUUAAUAUAUUUCACCUUUGUACUUUUAUGCAUUUUAUGCAUUGUUUGUAUAAUGUAAUUUAUGAUAUCUGCAAGGGUACCUAAAAAUAGAAGUAUUGUUAUUCCUAGUCCACAUUUUUAUUUUCAGGAGUUAUUCAUUUCAUAAUCUUCAAAUUAAUGUUAAAAAAUUGGCAUUUUAUUGCUUAGUUUUAAAAACAAUACUUGUACUAUUUUUGUAAUCGAGUCAUUAUUUAUUAAAUAAAAUAUAUAUACUCAA
Molecule: messenger RNA, 2783 nt
Organism: Gryllus bimaculatus (two-spotted cricket)
Lineage: Eukaryota; Metazoa; Arthropoda; Insecta; Orthoptera; Gryllidae
Source: the annotation of a GenBank genome assembly